Chanos chanos (milkfish) is the source of this 966-nucleotide messenger RNA. RefSeq lists its product as uncharacterized. The record is from RefSeq and is a predicted model, not a curated record. The coding region runs from base 22 to 966 and encodes 314 amino acids. Lineage: Eukaryota; Metazoa; Chordata; Actinopteri; Gonorynchiformes; Chanidae. The transcript is spliced from 2 exons. Gene Ontology annotation, biological process: regulation of toll-like receptor signaling pathway.
UCUGGGCUGUGGUUAAGCGCCAUGCUCGGGGAGGCAUUUCUGCAGCUCCUUCCAUACAGACGUGACAACACAGAAACGACUGCACAUCAGGAUGGUCACAGUCCCGCAGGUCCUGACCCCGGGGCCUGGGCGCGUGUGGACCCUCGGACCCCGGGCUCACCUCUGACCCCUCGCGCAGUGACAGGUGUGAGCAUGGGGAGCUGGUGGGAGGUUGGGAGACAAGAGGCCCGGGAGCAGCCUGGGCCUCGCCUCACGUCAGCGCCCAGCUCUGCCCUCAACAUCCCCAGUGGCCUGUCGGACAACUACGGGGGCCUGGAGCUGUACCGUUCCUGGUGCUGUCCCACUCUCUGCAGAGAUUACCCAGACCUGCAGCUGGCCGGGGACCAGCUGGGGGACCGCAGCUCUCAGAGUCCGCGCUGGGAGAGCCCCCGGGCCGACGGGCCGCUUCUCCAGUCCGAGGACCUGGGCUUCAUGGAGACCCUGUCCGAGCCACACCAACAGAAUGACCCCCCCGCCCAGCAGGAUAAGGGCUACAUGGAGAUGGAGAACAGCAUGGGGGGCUGGGAGCGGCUGUCCAGCUCCAUGCUGAACGGUUACCUGGAGACGAAGCUGCUGGAGGUGUACUGUCAACACAUGCAGGACAGCCUGGCGCGCUGUAGCUCCUCUCUGGGCGCGGCCGUCAUGCCAACGCUCGUGCCUGCCAGGCUGGAGGUGCCCGACGGGCAGGCAGACACUCAGGAGGAGUGUUUGGACUCUACCUCCACCCAAAACAGCGUACGCUACCUGAGCACAUGUUCAGCCCCCGUGACCUCGCACUUCAGCUCACCUGAACUCCGCAUCUCGCAGCCCAGCGCCUCCGGUCAAAAACUACAACUUCCAGCAGCCCAAGGCCAAACUCUCAACUCUCAACACACAAAAGCCUGCAUCGCUCCUGCAAACCUGAAGGCCUCUGGUCAACCCUCAUGA